Molecule: messenger RNA, 3816 nt
Organism: Closterium sp. Naga37s-1
Lineage: Eukaryota; Viridiplantae; Streptophyta; Zygnematophyceae; Desmidiales; Closteriaceae
Source: the annotation of a GenBank genome assembly
AUGCCCCCCGCGACCCUUGCCGCCGGGGUGGGCAGUGCUUCCGCCACUGCUUCUCCCCCCGCACGCGCCUCCCCCUCCGCCACCCCCUUUUCCGCCAUCCCCGCUUCCGCCCGUUUCUCCACCGCCACUCGCAACCCUUCCGCUGCCUCCACGCCCGCUGACGCAUCCUCCUCCGCCGCCGCUGCCCCCGCCGCUUCCCCCGCGCCCCCCGCUUCCGCCGCGUCCGUCGGCGCUUCCGCCGCUCCCCGCGCCCCCCCCCGCCCUCGUGCCCAUCUCGACGUGGCCGUGUACAGUGACGCGGACCGCGACGCGCUCCACGUGCGCUCCGCUGACGUUGCGUUCCGCGUGGGACCCGCCGCGGCGCGAGAGAACUACCUGCGGGGCGACGCGAUUUUGGAUAUCGCGGAGAGAUGCGGGGCGCAGGUGAGUUGGGGGGAAGGGAGAGAAAGGGGCGCGCAGGUGAGUUGGGGGAGGGGGGGAGCGAGCGAGGGUGAGUUGUUGUGGCGCGCAAGUGAGUUGGGGGGCGCCCCCCCUCCCCGUCUUUCUCUCCCCCCUCUGCUCCUCCUCCUCUCCUCUCCCCUUUUCCCUAUCACCUACCCCCCUCUCCCACUUCUUGAGGCCAUUCACCCCCGCUACGGCUUCCUCUCAGAGAAAGCCGCCGUUGCCACAGCCAUGCCUGCCCCCCUUCCCCUCCGCACCCACCCCUUCUGUUCCCCCGACACAACCCCCCUUCCAUUCAUGUGCACUCCAUCAGAAGCAAUCCACCCCGGCUACGGAUUUCUCUCAGAGAACGCUGACUUCGCUGCAGCGUGUAAACAGAGAGGAGUGGAGUUCAUUGGGCCGCCCCCAAGUGCUAUCCGGGCCAUGGGGGACAAGAGGUACGGCCCUUCCUUUUACCCACUCCCUCCCGUCUCUCCCCUCUCCCUUUUCCCACUCCCUCCCGUCUCUCCCCUCUCCCUUUUCCCACUCCCUCCCGUCUCUCCCCUCUCCCUUUUCCCACUCCCUCCUGUCCCUCCCCUCUCCCUUUUCCCACUCCAUCCUGUCCCUCCCUUCUCCCUUUUCCCACUCCCUCCUGUCCCUCCCCUCGCAGGUAUUCGCGGACAAGCACGGCAGCGUGGUGCAUCUGUUCGAGAGGGACUGCAGCGGUAUGGGUGCCUCGUAUUCGCGGACAAGCACGGCAAUGUGGUGCAUCUAUAUGAGAGGGACUGUAGUGUGCAGCGGCGGCAUCAGAAGAUCAUUGAAGAGGCUCCCGCUCCAGGCAUAUCUGAGGAGUUCAGACAGAAGAUCUGUUCUGCUGCUGUUGACGCUGCCAAGGUAGAGCAUCCAGUAACAGAGAUGGUAACAGGACAAGACCUUGUCGAGUGGCAGGUGCGCGUGGCGCAAGGGGAGCCCCUCCCGCUCGCCCAGGGGGACCUCAGGCUCUCAAAGGACGCCUUUGAGGCGCGUGUGUACGCUGAGACCGUGGAGCACCCGGUAACAGAGAUGGUAACAGGGCAAGACCUAGUGGAGUGGCAGGUGCGCGUGGCACGGGGGGAGCCCCUCCCGCUCGCCCAGGGGGACCUCACCCUCACCGCUCCUUUCAUCCACCCCUCAUCUUACUCCCCUUACCACAGAGAUGGUAACAGGGCAAGACCUAGUGGAGUGGCAGGUGCGCGUGGCACGGGGGGAGCCCCUCCCGCUCGCCCAGGGGGGCCUAAGCUCACCGGGCAUGCCUUUGAGGCGCGUGUGUACGCUGAGAACGUUCCCAGAGGCUUCCUGCCGGCAGCUGGCCCGCUGCUGCACCUGCGCACGCCAGAGCCCUCUGCUUGCGUCCGGGUCGAAACGGGAGUCCAGGAGGGCGAUGACGUCAGCACGUUCUACGACCCAAUGAUAGCCAAGCUGGUGGUGUCAGCGGCCAAUCGCAGCGCGGCGCUGCAGCUGCUGCGGCAAUCCCUAGGGCGGUACGAGGUGGCGGGCGUGCCGACCAAUCUCGCGCUGCUCCAGGCUGUCGCGUGCCACGCGGGAUUCGAGCGCGCUGACGUGGACACGCACUUCAUUCAGCGCCACCAAGACCAGCUGAUGACGUCACCGGUGACGUCAUCGGCAGCAGGGGUGGGAGGAGAAGGAGGGGGGGGGAUUGGAGGGGAGGGUGAAGGGGUUAGUGAGGUGCUUCUAGGUGGGGCAGAGGGAGCAGCAGUGGCGGCAAUGGUGUGUCAAUGUGUGGUGGAGAGAUGGAGGGAACAGGGGGUUGCAUCCCCCCCUUCCCCCCCUUCCCCCCCUUCCCCCUGGUCCUCCGCCUCUGGGUUCCGCCCCAACUACUUCUACUCCCGCCCCUUCGCGCUCUCCCCAUGCCUGGGGGGAAGGGGGGGCGCGGAUGGGGAGGGGGAUGAGGGGGAAGAGGGGGAGGAGGCGGAGGAUGGGGAAGGGGGGGCGGAAAACGGGGCGGGGGGGGCGGGCAGGCAGGGGGAGGUGGAGGGGUGGGUGAGGUACGAGGGGGAUGGGAGCUUCACGGUUGGGCUGGCGGAUGGGAGACACGUGGCAGCCUCUGGUUGGGUGGUGGAUGGGGAGGGGCGGCGGGUGGAGGUGGAGGUGGGGGGGGAGAGAAGCCGCGUGUCGUUCUUCCAAGAGAGCACGCCGGACAGCAUUCGCACCCACGUGUGGGUGAGCGGACACCACCACCAGUUCGCCUCACUCUGCCCCUCCGUCGCCCCCUUCCCCCUGGACGACCACGAUGACUAUGAUGACGCGCAUGGGCAUGCGCAUGCUGCCCACACCCAUGGCCAUGGCCAUGGGCAUGCACAUGGGAGGGGCGUGGUGGUAACGCCGAUGGCGGGGAGGGUGGUGCGGGUGGCGUGUGGGGAGGGCGCGUCUGUGCGCAAGGGGGAUGUGGUGGUGAUUCUCGAGUCCAUGAAGAUGGAGGUGAGUGGUGAGGCAUGUGUGUUGAUGCUUGUUCACCUGUGGCGUGUUGCACUUCCCCCACCCAACCCCCCCGUUUCGUAUUCUCACAAUGUCAUAUCAUCCCUCAUCUCCACUCCACGAAUCUCCCACCCCUUUACUUCACCCCCCUCCUCUUUCCACUCCUCUCCCAACCCACCUGCCACCCCUGCUCUCCGCGCGAGCAGCAUUCACAAGCCGCUUCUGCCUCUCCAUAGCCCUACUGCUCGCACAGUAAGCAGCCUUCCCAUAGCUGUGAUGCCAGUAGACAGUGGCUGGUUGGGUACUAAGGGGGAAGGGAGGGGCAGUGGGGCAGCAGGUGGCGGAUGGCAUGCCUCUCUUCCGCGUGCUGCCGCCAGAGCAAGCAGCAUCAGCCUAGCCGUGCUACUGCCAGUAGUGGGCACUGGGCACUGCCUGGAGGAGGAGUGGGUGGAGGAGGGAAGGGGCAGUGGGGCAGCAGGUGGCAGAUGGGAUGCCUCUCUUCCGCGUGCUCCCCCCACAGCAAGCAGCAUCAACCUAGCCUUGCUGCUGCCAGGGGUAGGCACGGCCUGGAGGAGGGGCAGGUGGAGGAGGGAAGGGGCGAUGGGGCAGCACAGGUGGCUGACGGUGUGCGUCACUUCCGCAUGUUGCCACCACAGGAGAAGGGUUCCCCACCCUAGCCGUGCUGCCCCUACAGUGCGGCUAGUGGAGCUGGCGGGGUUAGGGGUGGGGGGGCGUGCGUCAGCAGGUGGCACCACUUGUUGUCGCCACAGCAAGCAGCCUCGGCCUAGCCGUGCUGCCCCUACAGUGUGGCCAAUGGAGUGGGUGGGGUGGGGUUGGGGAGCAGUGGGGCAGCGGGUGGUAGACGGCAUGCCUCUCUUCCGGGUUUCCUCAUUCUUGCCUUUCUGCCUCUACGCUGGCUAG